GCUCUUGAAAAACCCAGUCAGUUGGAAGCGAGUGACCGUUGGUAGAGGUUGUGUGUGUCAUUGCUCUGCCAUUGCCGUGUGACUCGUGUUCUGGGUUACUGGGGAACAAACACGUGGAUAUAAAAACGACCCUGUAGUGGAUUGUGCGUGUUCUUCUUACGCCUUAACUGUGGAUAUUUUUGAGUGAAUUUGAAGUGAAAGCACAUUUUUAGCUGCCCAAUGGUGGGAUAAAACAUUGUCAUCUUCCGUCAUGAGUUGGAUAUUUUCUUCACUUCUACUUCUAGGAUUAUGGACGUUAAUGGUAGAGGGCGCUCGCCGAGAGGAGGCUCUAGACGUCCUAGAGGGCCGCGACGUUACCCUCGAAUGUCACUUCAGCAACCCUCGUCUGCUGAGCGGGGUGCUCUACUGGAUGAGACACAGGAACGGCGAGGUCGACAAUGUCGCCUUCGGAGACCAGGCCCUUGAUGCCAAUUACCGCAUAAACUUCGUUGAAUCUGAGAGCCGUUAUGACUUGACGAUCAACCGCGCAACGUAUGAUCGCGACAACGGCAUGUUCGAGUGUCGUAGCGUGAAGGAAGGUUCGGGUAGCGUCUUGCACAACACCGUCGUCAACCUGACGGUUCUCAUCCCGCCGGGCUCGCCUCACAUCACGCCCCAGAAACCCAAGGCUGUCGAGGGCAAACCUAUUGAGCUCACCUGCUCAUCCAGUGGAGGCUCCCCUGACCCCCAAAUCAUAUGGUAUCGUCAAGGCAGUGACGAGAAACUAAGAAGCGUGCUGAAGCCUGGGGGCGGACGUGACGAGGCCACCACGUCGGUGCUGACCAUCAGUCCCACCAAGGAAGACCACGGCAACGAGUAUCGCUGCGUCGUCUCCAAUCGAGCGCUUGCCGAGGGCGAACGGAUGGAAACAUCGGUUACUUUGGAUGUUGACUAUUAUCCCCGCAUCACGAUAGGGCCUGCAAAUCCUAUGCGUGUUGAACGUGGUGAACCUGCCACCUUGACGUGCGAAGUUGACGCCAAACCCCCAGUGAAGAAUGUCCGGUGGACACGAGGGAAGAAGUUCAUUGACACGAGACAAACUUUAUUCAUCGAACAGGCUACUGAAGAACAGGCUGGCCGUUACAUCUGCCAAGCAGACAACAGUCUUGGUAUUUUACGCGAGAGAGAGGUCACUCUAGACGUUCUCUAUGGACCCAUAGUAACGGUCCCUGCCAGCAAAGAUUUAGAAGAAGGUCAAAAUCUUGUGGUUACUUGCAACGUUACUGCUAAUCCGUCCCCCAGAACAAUUGAAUGGUACAAAGUAGAUGACGAGUCUUUCAGGCAGAGCGGAGAUAUUCUGAGGAUUAACAGUGUCACAGCAACCAACCAAGGCAAUUAUGUGUGUCGGGCUGUUAAUUUUUUGGCUCCCACCAAUCAAGAAGGAAGCGACCGGGUCGGGAACGCUACCGUCGCGGUUCGUAUUCGUCACGCUCCCGGUAAAACUUUCAUCAAGCUCUCGACUCCUGUAGCGGUGUUGGACGAAGCCGUGGUUUUGACAUGUGGAUCAAAUCCUCCAGGUUGGCCCACCCCAAGAUACGAGUGGCGGCGCCAUGACUCAGAAACUCCUUUGCUCGUCGGGCCGAAUUAUACCAUCCCAAAGGCAGCGUACGCCGAUGAGGGUACAUAUACUUGUACGCCUUCCAAUAGGCUAGGCAAAGGCACUACGGCUUCCAUGCCGCUCAAAGUCUACCAGGCUCCCAGCAUUCUGGAGUCUUUGCCUGAAACCUCAGUGGAGAGCAUCGGCGCAACCGAUGUGAGCCUCACCUGCAGAGCCCAAGGAAAGCCCGAGCCUAAAGUUCGUUGGGUCAAAGAUGGGAAUGAAAUCUUGCCAGCUGAUGGUCUCUAUGACGUGGCAGUGCAGCAGUCGGCUCUUGGCAGCAACGGGGUGUACACUGUACAGUCCAAGCUCAUGUUCCAGGGCAGCAAAAGGAAAAAUAGUAAUCAGAUGAUGGCUCGAGAUCGUGGUAUCUAUGAAUGCUUGUUCAGCAAUGAAGUGCGAGAAGUCGGUACUCCUCUCUUCCUCCGCGUGAAACAUGCGCCCAUCACUGUUCACAAGAAUAACAAAGUCGCGUUUGACGUGGGCGAAAAUGCCGUGCUGGUCUGUUUAAUGCAGUCCUUCCCUAACCCUUCAUUCCAGUGGUUCAGAGGAAAUAAUUUAAUCCACCGAAACGACCCUCGCUUCGCUACAAAUGAGACAGCCUUACAAGAAGAUGUCUAUGCUUCACAGUUGUACAUCUCUGAUGUUACUGACGAGGACUACGGUGACUAUACAUGCAAGGGCGAGAAUACCAUCGGCGAGCACACGACAACACUCAAACUUCAGCCUAAAGGCCCUCCUGAGCCUCCCGUUGAAAUUCAAUUGGUGUCAAUCGGAACCAAUAGCAUUGAGGUUAAAUGGGAGGAAGGUUUCAACGGUGGUAUCGAAAGAACCAAAUUUAUUGCGCAAAUCGAGUCUGAACUAGGCUCCCAGCAGGAAUAUGACUGUCAGUACCAAAAUCCUUGCGUUAUUCGCAAUUUGGAAGAACAGACGGCGUACCGCAUUAAGGUCCGCGCCAACAACAUCAAGGGCAUGAGUGAUUUCUCUGCUCCUCUACAAGUGAACACUGGCGUUGAAGCGGCGUCUAUUCCUGAGCCUGAACAAGUGUACUUCGAAAUUCUCAAUCGAGUAGUGAGCUUCCGAGUUCGCUCAACUAAUCUGUUGCUCGUUGGUCAGAUCAAGAAGAAGCCUCAAGGAACCUCCGAGUGGGAAGUUAUUUCCUCUGAAUAUCCUCUGAGCGGCAAGGAGUAUGAGGAAAUCGCGAUCGAUGAAAAAUAUCCCGAAGAAAUACAAGUUCGGCUCUGCGCUGUGGGCAUGGAGAUGCUGUGUGGCCCAUACAUCGAAGCACAGAAAGUGGAUGUGCUUCCAGCUCGUGCCUACAAGUCUUCCGGCCUUCAGUAUUGGGUAGGAAUCAUCAUCGGCGGCAUCAUGGCGCUUGCGCUGAUCGCCCUCAUACUCUUGUGCUGCUGUCGCCGGCGUAAGGGAUCUAAGCUCAAGAAAAAAGCCGGGGAAAUGGAAGUUGCCCACCGCGGCGUGUCUUCACAAGCUCCUCCGCCUCCUUACUACACAGUCGGGCGCGACAAUAAAGCCAUGGACGGAUCUCUUCAGAACGGAAUCGAGGACGUCUCUAAACCUUCCAUUUACAACUCGCAACAGCCUUUCACUUAUGGCCAGAUGCCUCCAAGUCAGCAAAACAAUGGUAUUGGUUACAUGGACAAUAGCUAUUCGAACUCCAACAACGGCGGCUCCGUCAACUCCCAAGACUCGCUGUGGCAGGUGAAGAAUGGCGGCGUCAACCCCGGCAACUACGACACCAACACAACACAGCCUCCUCAGAUGACCCCUGGUAGCGAUCCUCGGUACCCGUACGACCCGAUGCUCCACGGAGGCUACGGCAUCUCAGGAUACGGGGACUACAGCCACUAUCCUCCCUCAAGUCCCCACCAGACCCCCGUACCGCACCAGAUGCAGAUGGCUCCCCACCAACAACCUCUCAUGGGCAAGGACGACAACGGCUACUACCCUGGCGUGCCACAGCAAAAUGGAUACAUGGCCAACGGUGACGCUUACGCUUCGGUGCAGAAAAACAGGAAGAGGAUGGAUCAUGUUGAUGGCUAUGACGUAAGCGGCAUGCCGGACCCCUAUAUGGACCACCAGAUGGACCCUAACAUGGCUAUGCACGACAACAUGCAGCCUCAGCAGGACAACAAACCGCAAAUUUCUUUCGACGAAUCUUUAGAAUCUGGCUACUCGACCCCCAAUUCUCGCAACCGACGCAUUAUUAGGGAAAUAAUCGUGUGAUUUUCCACUUUAGGUUUUUCUGCCCUCGUGUGGUCACGGGUGCUUCGUUUUGCCUUUAAAUCAUCUUCUUUGAAGAUUCUUUUGCUGAAUCUCGUUGAGUACAAUGCCUCGUUUUAAUUAUAAAUUAGUGGCAUGCCGUUGAAAUUAUUUGGCUAAAUGAUGUUAGAUUUCAUUCUCACGACGCAAUAAGAGUU
Hyalella azteca is the source of this 4071-nucleotide messenger RNA. It is a transcript of the gene ed, whose product is annotated as hemicentin-2. NCBI's taxonomy places the organism in Eukaryota, Metazoa, Arthropoda, Malacostraca, Amphipoda, Hyalellidae. Gene Ontology annotation, biological process: cell-cell adhesion. Bases 251 to 3877 code for a protein of 1208 amino acids. Gene Ontology annotation, molecular function: cell adhesion molecule binding. The record is from RefSeq and is a predicted model, not a curated record. The transcript is spliced from 9 exons. Gene Ontology annotation, cellular component: cell-cell junction.